AUGGGCAGCUCUAAUAUUGAAACCAUGCAACAUGCCCUGGAACUGGCACGAAAAUCGCCACCAAAACCAACCAACUUCCGAGUUGGUGCUGUCCUAGUUCGGCUUGCAGAUGGCCAUAUUUCGACAGAUGGAUACACAUUAGAACUCCCAGGCAAUACCCACGCGGAGGAGUGUUGCCUUCUCAAGCUGGCCGAGAAGCUCUCAAUUGCGGAGGAAGACCUUUGGCAAAAGGUUACUGAGCCACAUGCUGUAUAUACCACCGUUGAACCCUGCUCAAAACGUUUGAGUGGUAAGAUGACAUGUACGGAAAGGAUUCUUCGCCAGAAGUCAUGGAUCAAGAAAGUCUAUGUUGGCGUCCAAGAGCCCGACACCUUUGUCAGUCAAAAUGAGGGGAGACGCAUGCUGGAAGAGGCGGGUAUCGAGGUCAUCCACGUCAAGGGCCUGGAGGAAAGCAUACUCCAGGUUGCAACUGCAGGUCACAUCUCGGAGUGA
This is a messenger RNA of Clonostachys solani, 492 nucleotides long. Lineage: Eukaryota; Fungi; Ascomycota; Sordariomycetes; Hypocreales; Bionectriaceae. The record is from the annotation of a GenBank genome assembly.